This is a messenger RNA of Aethina tumida (small hive beetle), 659 nucleotides long. RefSeq lists its product as uncharacterized. The coding region runs from base 39 to 473 and encodes 144 amino acids. Lineage: Eukaryota; Metazoa; Arthropoda; Insecta; Coleoptera; Nitidulidae. The record is from RefSeq and is a predicted model, not a curated record. The transcript has 2 exons.
UUAGUUCCUGUCCAGAAACAGUCUACGACGUUUGUAAAAUGGAAAUGGGUCCUAAAGGUUGGAUAGUGUUCUUAGUUUUUGCCUGCUUGUCAGCAAUGGCGUCAUCUGCAUCGUUUCAAUCAGAAAAUCCAAAAUCUAGCAGUGAAUUAGCAUUGUCCCAAACUACAUCUGCCUCUAAUUGGUCAUAUUACAAUGUAGCUGCUGUGGGUACGGCGAUAUUAGUUGUAAGUGCUGGACUAGCGGCCCUGAUGUCCCUUUUCCUCCCAGUAAUGACCUUCAAAUUAUGCCUGAUGUUGGGAGGAUGUCAGGACACUCUGGAUAGAUAUGUGGACCGGCUCAUUGUCGACAGCUACCCAAGGCGACAAAAAAGAUCCAUGGAAUACAUCGAACCUAUUCUGAACACCCUCGCCAGCGCUUAUGAGAAAUAUGCCGAUGAUGAUGUAAAAAAAAAGUCCAACAAACUCAGGUUUUGAAUAAGAUUGCCCUUCUGGUCCAAAUUACACCUGUGACGAUUAAUAUUUUCAGAAUGUUGAUGAUGCUCGGAAGUUUUAUUAGUCAGUUCCUUGCAUUGUUAACCAAUUUUAUUAGUUUAUUUAAUAAGCUGAAUAUGUAAUGCUUUUUAAAAGUGUGAAAUACUUACAAAUAUAUCUUUGAAACUA